Messenger RNA from Crotalus tigris (Tiger rattlesnake), 1532 nucleotides. RefSeq names its product G protein-coupled receptor 6 (gene GPR6). Bases 187 to 1170 code for a protein of 327 amino acids. Gene Ontology annotation, cellular component: membrane. NCBI's taxonomy places the organism in Eukaryota, Metazoa, Chordata, Lepidosauria, Squamata, Viperidae. The record is from RefSeq and is a predicted model, not a curated record. Gene Ontology annotation, molecular function: sphingosine-1-phosphate receptor activity. The transcript has 2 exons. Gene Ontology annotation, biological process: G protein-coupled receptor signaling pathway.
UGCAGCACCGCCAGCCAAUUCUCCGCCUCCUCGGCUCCUGCCCGCCAAAGGCAAAGAGAAGAGGCGGCUGCAGCCACGCGACGGGAGCAGAUUUGCGGCGGUCAGCGGCGAAAGCAGCCGACACUCAUGAGAAGCAGCUGUCGGCUUUGAGAUCGAAUCCGAGUGGCUUUGCUGGCUGUGGCAGAAAUGAACGAAAGCGUCCCCUCGAAUGAGACCGGGGCUCCGGCACCGUGGAUUCAGAGCAGCAGUGGCAAUUCUUCGCUGGAAUUUUCCUCCAAGCUCCCUAACUUUAUCCUCAAUCCUUGGGAUAUUAUGCUCUGCAUCUCUGGAACCAUUAUUGCCUGUGAAAAUGCCAUUGUGGUGGCCAUUAUAUUCUACACUCCCAGUUUGAGAACCCCAAUGUUUGUGCUGAUCGGCAGCCUGGCCACAGCAGACCUCCUGGCUGGAGUUGGCCUAAUCCUUAAUUUUGUAUUCCAAUAUGUGAUCCAGUCAGAAACCAUCAGCCUUAUUACCGUUGGUUUCCUAGUUGCCUCUUUCACUGCUUCUGUGAGUAGCUUAUUAGCGAUCACAGUAGAUCGUUAUCUUUCUCUGUACAAUGCGCUGACUUAUUACUCUGAGAAGACUGUUUUUUGUAUUCAUAUGAUGCUAAUCAUCACCUGGGGGGUGUCCCUCUGCUUAGGACUAUUGCCCGUCCUAGGCUGGAAUUGUAUGGAAGAUUAUUCAUCGUGCAGUAUUGCCAGACCUUUGACCAAAAGCAAUGUGACUUUGUUGUCUGCCUCCUUCUUUUUCAUUUUCAUCCUUAUGCUCCACUUGUACAUUAAAAUCUGCAAAAUAGUUUGCAGGCAUGCACAUCAAAUCGCACUCCAACAGCACUUCUUAACCGCAUCUCACUAUGUUGCAACCAAAAAGGGAGUCUCUACUCUCGCUAUUAUCCUUGGAACCUUUGGAGCCAGUUGGUUACCUUUUGCUAUCUACUGUGUCAUUGGAGAUUCCAACUACCCUGCGGUGUACACUUAUGCCACCCUUUUACCUGCUACCUACAACUCCAUGAUCAAUCCCAUAAUUUAUGCCUACAGAAACCAAGAAAUUCAGAGGUCCAUGUGGGUUCUCUUCUGUGGCUGUUUUCAAUCCAAAGUGUCCUUUCGUUCAAGAUCCCCCAGUGAUGUUUAAGUGACUUCUUCCUCUGUGUAGGUUUGCACAAAGUGACAAUUUUCAACUUCUGUGAAUUACAGUGCCUGGUAUGAACCAGAUCCAUGUUGUGAAAUUGUUUUGGGGGGAGAUGUUUAAACAGUAGCACUUUAUGUAUGUGUAUUCUUGAGAAUGUGACAGGUCUGGAGUUUCUGAUUAUGUGAAACUAAACUAAAAACAAACAAACCAUGAAUGUAUACAAGACUGUACAUUGUAUUUGUGAAGUGAAGGUAUUCCAAGACUACAUAAUUAUAGCACUUUAUUUUUAGCUGCUGAACUGCCAAAACAGUAUUGCCAUUUUCAAAGGGCAAAGAGAGAAUGAAAAUAAGCGAAAUGUUGUCUAG